This is a messenger RNA of Manihot esculenta (cassava), 1537 nucleotides long. RefSeq lists its product as uncharacterized. The record is from RefSeq and is a predicted model, not a curated record. The coding region runs from base 153 to 1088 and encodes 311 amino acids. The transcript is spliced from 7 exons. Lineage: Eukaryota; Viridiplantae; Streptophyta; Magnoliopsida; Malpighiales; Euphorbiaceae.
CCUAGUUUUUUAUUUUCUGGGUUGGGGUUUUAGCAGAAAGAGCAAAAGGUUUUAGAGCUAUAAGAGAAGACAGGUAGAUAAUUCGUUGCUUGAAGAUAGAGAGGAAUUUGUUCACUCACAUUGACUUCGCAAAGAGGGAAGGUUGUUGAGGAAUGGAGAGUGGCAGUGGCUAUAGCAGUAACAACAGCAUUGUUGUGGCCAAUCAGAGCAAGCCUUUACUAGGAAUCCGAAUAGAAAAUCCCUUUACUUUCAAAGUCUUUCAAGUAUUUACCGGCUUUGGCUUCGGUUGUGGUGUUGGUAUUGGCGUUGGCCGACCCGUAAAUCUUGGUGCACUACCAAUGGUAGGCCAAUUUAUGAGUGCAGCCAGAGGUGCAAUUGAUCCCUUAUCCGGUGCUAGCAGGCAUGUAAAUUAUGCUUUGCGGAAGAUGGGAGCUAAAGGAAUUGAAGUAGGAAUUGGAUGUGGAGUUGGUUUUGGCCAUGGCUUUGGAAUUGGUCUUGCUGUGAAACCUGGGGUGGUGCAGAAGAUUCAACUCUGUCUCAUGCAAGUGAUGACAAAGAUGAUGGUGAAAUUCGGAAUGACACCCAAUCUAUCAAUUGGUCAAGGUGCCCUUCCAAUGUCGCUGCAAAGUGGCUUGAGCUCAGUGAAUGGACCCUCAAUCCAAAAUCCAUUGGGAAGUAUCACACAACUCGCAACAACACGUCCUGAAAGCAUGCAGGGAUAUAGUAAUAUGAGUCCACAUCCAAGCUAUGAAAGCUCCAUGCAAACAAGCAGUCUAGUUGACACACCUUUUGGUAGAACGGAAAAGGUCAUUAGCAGUUUUCUACACAAUCCAAUUCUGAAACAAGAUGACAAAAAUCUAGAUCAAGUGGACAGACGCUUGCAUUCUGAAAAUAACCUGCUUCAAAUGGUUUUAAAACACCAGCAAGUCAUUGAAGAGCUUAUGCAGGAGAAUGAGAAGCUUCGUCAAAUACUAGUGGAAGACCUGAAAAUAUCACCCAGCAAGCUCCAUUCCAGUUACUCGCCUAGAAAUAAAUCUGCUUGUGCUGAUUGUUUUGAGUGCCGAAGAAAACAAAGAAAGAGUAGAUGAAGUUAAUAUAAAUAUCACCGGAGAAGGCAUUCAAGUCUGGACGUCUAAGAUUUUAACUGAUGAUGAACUUUAUGACCCUGGCUUUUGUAGAUUUCAUUUGGCUUGGCCAUCCUAGCAGGACAAUAAUCUGGAGCUGUCAAUUAUACCUUGAAAGAUUAAAACAUGAAGACAGAUACAGAUUACUUGUGAAAAAUUGAUCCAGUUGGUUAAAAUAUUGAAUAUACACACAUUUGAAGAGCCCCUGGAGUCAAGCCGGAAGGUAACCUGACACUUCCAUUUCUGAGGUUUCCUUUUUCACUUUUAUUUGUACAUAUUUGUUAAGCUUCAACCUUGCAAAGAGCUUUUUUUUUUUCCCUUCCUUUUUCAAUGCCAGUGGAUCAUCUGGGAUUUAAUUUUCUUUAAUGCACGUAUAUCAUAACAUUAAUAUCCUCUCCUGCUUUCUCUUUCUC